AUGUUAACACAAAUAGCCUUGCUUAUGAGCUAUAACCAAACCUAUUGGCAAGAAAGGUAUAACGGGCCUGUUAUCUUCCGCAAACGACCUCACCAAUUCCAAAGGAUACGGAAGUUGAUCGUCAACAUGGAUUGUAUUGUGCCUGUGGAAGAAGUACCACAAGUUCCUGCCGGCCGCCUACACACCUCCUACCCUCCCCUCCCCUCCUUCCCUCUUCCUGGAGGCCUUGCAAAUGUUUCGCGGCAUUGGAUGCUCCCUUCCCCCCGAAACGAACUAGGCCUCAAAUGUCGUAGGAGAACUGAGCUACUUUCGAUUCCUCUGGACUCGUUGCAUUUGGUAGUCUUUUCGGCAACUUCGCUCGCUCAAUUCUCGCUCGCUUCUGAUCUGCCUGCAGUAGUAUCGCUACGAACUACGGGGUAUGCCUUCAUCCUUGUUAACACCACCCUUGUCCGUAUUCUGGUAAACCAGCCAACGCUGGUAAAAUCUAUUCCCGCUACGUUGCGACAAUACUUGGUAAGAUUAUCUGGUGAGGCCGACAUGAUCGUUAGUUUACUUCCCUAUUCCUUGCUAUUCAGCCUAGAUCAUGGAGUUGGCAACAAAAUGGUAACUAAGAACGGCAUGUUCAUGAUCAUCGAAAACCCAAGCGACGCACAAGCCAACGCCCAGAAAGGGGGCUGUGAACUUUAG
Orbilia oligospora ATCC 24927 is the source of this 687-nucleotide messenger RNA. RefSeq lists its product as uncharacterized. Bases 1 to 687 code for a protein of 228 amino acids. The transcript has 2 exons. Lineage: Eukaryota; Fungi; Ascomycota; Orbiliomycetes; Orbiliales; Orbiliaceae. The record is from RefSeq and is a predicted model, not a curated record.